Nicotiana tabacum (common tobacco) is the source of this 435-nucleotide messenger RNA. The record is from RefSeq and is a predicted model, not a curated record. Lineage: Eukaryota; Viridiplantae; Streptophyta; Magnoliopsida; Solanales; Solanaceae.
AUGGGAUCUGAGGAGGAAGUUUGGACACUAUGCAGAAUAUUCAAGAGGACUUCCAAUUACAAGAGAUUCACACCAGAUUGGAAGCAGCCCAUUAUUGAACAAAGUUUUGGUGAUGCAAGUUCUAAAGCAUGCAGUCUUCAAUCUGAAACAAGUGAUAAUCACUCUAUUAAUAUCAACUUCAAGAAGAUGGAAUUUCCACAUAAGAACAAUAAUACAGCAAUUGGAGGAAAUUAUCAAGUUGAUCAAAGAACCACUGAUUACAAUAAUAGCCAACCAAUAAUUACCAUGCCACAAUCUUCAAUCACAUCAUCAAACUCAAGCUUUUGGAAUACAAGUGCUGAAGAGCAGUAUUUGUUUAGUGAUGGAAACUGGGAUGAACUUAAAUCGGUUGUUGAUUUAGCUAUUGAUCCUCGUAGUCUUUUUGGAUUUAGAUAA